UUCAAAUGAUGUGUUAAUGUGUUCAGUCGCGCGGACGGCAUUUUUGAACUGAAAAUGCUUACAUCCGGUUUCGUGAAUGUACCUCAUUUGCCCUUCGUGCUAACUCCAAAUUACACGAAUCAUUCGCAACCAUCCGACAUAUAUCAGGCACCUCAUCUCAGUUUUGCUGACGCCAACGGUGUUGAACGCUAGCUGUACGUCGAGUUCUAAGCGGAAGGGCGGCGCGCUUCAUCCACAAAAGCCGGAACGGGACCUGCGGCUGGUUUACGUAUUGCUUCAUCAGGUCCGGCCGGGUCCUGCCCACGCAGAACGCAGUUGCAUGUGGAGUGGAGUCAAGCUUCACUUCCUCCGCCCCAAAUGCGUCAAUAAGUGGAUUGGGUACGCCCCCUAACCCCGCUGUCCCUUCCUUUCAGUGAUUAAAAGAUGUCAUCCAAACUCCCAAAGGGCAUCGCAGGCAAAUCUAUCUACCAUUUUGCGUGUGCCGCCGCUUCAGUAGUCGCUGUGAUCUCCCUCCUAACUGGAUCUACUGCGGAUCGACAGAUAUCAGAAUUUUGGGGUCCAUUUAAGGCAGUUCCAAGCCACCUAGAGGACUGCCCAGAGGAGUCGAGGCCACGGCGGAAAGUUUACAACGCAUCUGCCAGAGUUUACCGUGAUCGACAUAACGUGGACGUGUGGCACUUGACUGGCAAUGCAACAUCAUAUAUUGUAGUAGACGAUAACAUAACCAUGGACGCUAUAAUUGAUUCUUGGGGCUCAAAUGGAGGCUGGAAGAUGAAUUUCUACCGUAUGCAUGUGCCAAAGGUUUUUACCUUCUGGCGUACCGGCUGGCCGAGCGUGUGGGGGAAAAUAAUGUCCGCAGCUUCACUACCACCUGAUCAUGGCACCACAUUUCCACCAGGAAACUACUCAAUAAAGGACAUAACUUCGGAUUUUGACGUACAUUAUCCUAAGAAAAUAUUUUACGGUAAAUUUCGCCUGACUGCUCAAAUGAAGAAUAGUGUCACUGGCGAAGUACUUGCUUGCGGGCGUGCAAUUUUCAGCUUUGUUCCAAAGACCGCGAAAACAGUGGCGGUCCAUUCCAAACCAAAGUAAUCGUUAAAGUCGUUAGUCAUACUCUCAUAUAGCCGGUUAGUCUGUUCACGAGAAUGAAUAUGUUUGACAUUUAAUUCUGUGUAAAAUUGCUACCCCUUGAACAA
Frankliniella occidentalis (western flower thrips) is the source of this 1196-nucleotide messenger RNA. RefSeq lists its product as uncharacterized. Lineage: Eukaryota; Metazoa; Arthropoda; Insecta; Thysanoptera; Thripidae. The record is from RefSeq and is a predicted model, not a curated record. Bases 424 to 1092 code for a protein of 222 amino acids. The transcript is spliced from 6 exons.